Messenger RNA from Triticum dicoccoides, 1376 nucleotides. RefSeq names its product replication protein A 32 kDa subunit C-like. Gene Ontology annotation, cellular component: site of double-strand break; chromosome, telomeric region; DNA replication factor A complex. Lineage: Eukaryota; Viridiplantae; Streptophyta; Magnoliopsida; Poales; Poaceae. The transcript is spliced from 10 exons. Bases 37 to 1137 code for a protein of 366 amino acids. Gene Ontology annotation, biological process: double-strand break repair via homologous recombination; nucleotide-excision repair; DNA replication. Gene Ontology annotation, molecular function: single-stranded DNA binding. The record is from RefSeq and is a predicted model, not a curated record.
CCCCAACCCACGCUGACGCGGCGCCAUCGUCCAUCCAUGGCCGCCGCCGCGUCCUACUUCUCCGGCACGGCGCUGAUGCCGUCGCAGCGCGCGGGGGCGCCCGACUACUCCGCCGCCGGUGCGGCCACCCCUUCCCCCUCCAAGGCGCGCAACCCCCGCUACUCCGGCUGCGUCCCCGCCACCGUCCUCCACAUCUCCCGCUCCCUCGCCGCCGCCGCGGCGAACCACGGCGGUGGCGGUGGCGACCCCGUCUUCUCCAUCGACGGCGUCGAAACCAGCAACGUUAGGGUUUUGGGGAGGGUUGUGAGCAUGUCGAGCAGGGAGACCGACGUGUCGUUCACGCUCGACGACGGCACCGGGAAGAUCGAUCUCGUGCGGUGGAUCAAUGACGAGACAGAUGCUCGAGAAGCGGCUUUCAUCCAGCAUGGAGUGUACGUCAGGGUUCAUGUGAACAUCAUGGGGUUUCAAGCUCAGAAGCAUGGAUUUGCUCGAUCUAUCCGCCCAGUUACCAAUUUCAAUGAAGUGGUGCUGCAUUUCAUCGAAUGCAUGCACGUGCACAUGGAAAAUACUCAGACGAAGAUGCAAGGGCAACUCCCUCCAGCAGUUCAAACAAACGCUUAUACUCAUGUGCCUUAUUCUGGUGGAAUGAGAGAACAGCAAGUCCAUUUUACUCCUCAAGUAAACCAACGGCAACUCCCACCUGCAGUUCGAACAAAUGCGUCUACUUAUGGGCCUUUUACUGGUGGUGCGAGAGAACAUCAAGUUCAUUUUACUCCUCAAGUAAAUCAUGGACAAUUUCCUCCUCCCAGAGUUCAAACUAAUACAUCUACUCAUGGUCCUUUCUCCGGCGGAGUGAGAGACCAUCAAGUUCAGCUUGCUCCUCGACCUCAAAUAAACCAAUUUGCAGCUUACUCAGGCACUGGUGGACAACAGUAUGAUCUGCAAAGAAUGGUUUUGGAAGUUCUGCAAGCACCUGAUAUCCUACCCCUUGAAAAUGGCGUACAUGUUGAUGAAGUGGCUAGAAGAACUGGAGCGCCAAAAACAAACAUCAUGGAGGUUAUCAACUUACUUGCUGAUACAGGGUUCGUCUGUUGGACCAUUGAUGACUAUCAUGUCAAGUCUGUGUGUAAUGGUUGACCAACACAGUAAUCUUCAGAACUAAUCUAGUGAAUGUGAGAUCAGUUUGGCUAUAGUUACUACUAAUGAUCUACGUGGAACACGAUGUAAGUGCACUGUUGCAAACGUUCAGUGGUUUGACUCAGUCUUCCAUUUGACAGUCGAGUAGGUGAUACCAGUACCACCCCUUAUAUUGCUAAAUACUCACGUUAGUACGUUGCUGUUUUACUGGGAUAUACUAUGCAGUAUGUUCAUGCUUG